AUGACGUCACGGGACUAUGCCGACGGCACUGUGCUGGAGCUGCGUGCGGGGCGGCUGGAGCUGGACUCUGUGCUCGCCUCAGCAACGGCCCGCCGCCAGCCCGUGCUCGUCCAGUUCAGCGCCUCCUGGUGCGGCCCCUGCCGCAUGAUGACCCCGGUGGUCGCUGAGCUGGCGCGGGCCCACACGGGGCGCCUGGUGGCAGUCAAGGUCGACAUCGAGGCCGGCCCGCCCAACAAGGCGCUGGCCGCCGCCCUGCGUAUCCAGUCCCUCCCCACUUUCCAGCUGUACCGCGACGGCGCGGUGGCCGACGCGCUGCAGGGCGCCAACCGCGCCGGCCUGUCGGCCCUGGUCUCUCGGGCGCUCGCCGAGGCGGGGCCGGCGCCCGACGCCGACGACAUGGCCGCCAGGCUGGCGCAGGCCCUGGGCAGGGUCAAGGCCGCGACCUCGCGCGAGGACUUCCACGAGGCCGCGCGCGUGCUCCUGCGCUUCGUGGGGAACGUGCUGGACCAUCGGGACGACGCCAAGUACCGCCGCGUGAAACUGGCCAACCCCGUCUUUGCGUCCAAGCUGGGCUCGCGGCCCGGGGGAGUGGAUGCCAUGAAGGCCAUCGGUUUCGUGGAGAGGAUGGAGGCUGCAGAGGGCGUGCUGAUCAUGGACACCAUCCCUGACCAGCUGGAGAGGGUGAAGCAGCUGCUGGAGGCAGCCAUGUCAAGUGCCGCCGGCGGUGGGCAGGCCGCCCGCGCUGCCAGCGGGCCCGCCGGCGCCGCCGCCGGCGGGACAAGCACCAGCGCAGCUGGCCCUGCUGGAGAGGAAGGGGCCACCGGAAGCAUGAGCCCGACGGCCGCCCCGCCUCCUGUGGCGGUCAGCGCGGAGACUGCUACAGGCACAAACACAGCCCGGACUGCGUUUGCCGUGGCACCCACAGGCGCGGCCCCUCAAGCGCCCCUCCAGAGCCCGGGGGAGCAGGCACGGACUGCACGCCUGAUGGCGAAGCUCCUGGCCGCAGCGCUGACGAGCGGCGGGGUCGGUGCAAGCACUGAAGCAAGCGCCGAUGCCGCCCCGACAACCGAUUCCUGA
This is a messenger RNA of Auxenochlorella protothecoides, 1077 nucleotides long. RefSeq names its product Thioredoxin Y2, chloroplastic. The coding region runs from base 1 to 1077 and encodes 358 amino acids. Gene Ontology annotation, molecular function: oxidoreductase activity. NCBI's taxonomy places the organism in Eukaryota, Viridiplantae, Chlorophyta, Trebouxiophyceae, Chlorellales, Chlorellaceae. Gene Ontology annotation, cellular component: cytoplasm. The transcript is spliced from 2 exons. The record is from RefSeq and is a predicted model, not a curated record.